AUGCGCAACAUUGUAAUUUUAGGAGGUUCUUCUCACCCACAAUUAGCUGAACAAAUCGCCUUAAUGGUUGGUGUACAACUUGGGCGUGUCAAGUUAUCAAAAUUUUCAAAUAAAGAAACAAAUGUAGAAAUUCAAGAAAGUGUUAGAGAGAAAGAUGUUUAUAUUAUUCAAUCAGGUUGUGGACAUGUUAAUGAUAACUUUAUGGAGCUUUUGAUUAUGAUAUCAGCAUGUAAAACUGCUUCUGCUGCUAGAGUAACUGCUGUGAUUCCUUGUUUUCCAUAUGCAAGACAACCAGAUGCUCCCUAUAAAAGAAAUGGGGCUCCUUUAUCGCGUAUGCCUAAAAAUAAUUUUACAGAUUAUACAUAUGACACACCAGCUAUACUUGGUUCAAUUCCUACAUCACCAUCAUCAUCUGAAGUAAAGGAUCCUCUCAGCGUUGCUUUUAAUAAAUUUAGCGUUCAAGAUUUGCCAUCGAAAAAUUCAGAUAAUAAUGAUGAUGAUAGUGAUAGUGGUUAUAAACAUUGGAUUGCACGAUCUGGAACCCUUAUAGCAAAUCUUUUAACAUGUGCAGGAGCUGAUCAUAUUAUGACUAUUGAUCUUCAUGAUCCUCAAUUUCAAGGAUAUUUUGAUGUACCUGUCGACAAUCUAUACAGUGAACCAUUAAUGAUCAAAUACAUAAAAGAAAAUAUUCCAAAUUGGAACAAUGCAAUAAUCAUAUCUCCAGAUGCAGGUGGUGCUAAAAGAGCUACUUCCAUUGCUGAUAAACUUCGGAUUGAUUUUGCACUUAUUCAUAAAGAACGACGUUCUCAACAUGCACCCCACAAAAUGGAUAUGAUGUUAGUUGGAGAUGUUAAGGAUAAAAUAUGUAUUCUGAUUGAUGAUAUCUCAGAUACAUCAUACACCAUUACUAAAGCUGCUCAAAUACUUAUUGAAAAUGGAGCAAAAAAAAUUUAUGCGCUUAUUACUCAUGGGAUUUUAAGCGGUGAUGCUAUUCAACGAAUACAGUCCAGUGUUAUUGAUCAGGUUAUUGUCAGUAAUAGUGUUCCACAGGAUGAACAUAAAGCACAAUGUUCAAAAAUUAAGGUUUUUAAUGUUGCUCUUAUUCUUGCUGAGGCAAUCAGAAGAAUACAUAAUGGUGAGAGUGUUAGUGCUUUAUUUAGUCGAGUGGAUACAAUAUAA
Molecule: messenger RNA, 1179 nt
Organism: Entrophospora sp. SA101
Lineage: Eukaryota; Fungi; Glomeromycota; Glomeromycetes; Entrophosporales; Entrophosporaceae
Source: the annotation of a GenBank genome assembly